AUGCCGUCUGAAUUACUGGAGGCUUUGACCAAUCUCUCCAACAUUCGCUGGGUCACGGCGAUUCCUGCAGCUGUGGUAAUCUUCGUACUCUGUACACUUCUUUACCGAUUGACACUUCAUCCCCUUGCUGGCUUCCCUGGUCCCUUCGAGGCAAGACUGUCAGGAUCAUGGCGAAAUCGUCGAUACCUGAAAGGAAGCUGGCAUGACGAUAUACUCCAGGUCCACGAGAAGUAUGGUGCCAUUGUAAGAAUCAGCCCGGACGAGCUUUCGAUUGUUGACGAGCACGCAACGAAGCAGCUGUACGGACAUGGUUCAAAGGCGCUCAAAACAGAAUGGUACGGUACCUGGGACAGCAAAGAAUUCCCCAACUUGUUCUCGACCAGGUCCAAAGCGGAACAUUCCUUCAUGCGACGGCGUGUGUCUCCAGCUUACUCCAUGUCCGCGAUGCUUCGUUAUGAGCAGUAUAUCCAGCCAUGUCUUGAUCUGAUGAUGGACGGUUUCAGAAAGCAUGCCGAUCAGGGCCAUCCUGUGGUCAUGUCAAAUUGGCUUGAUUGGCUUGCAUUUGAUGUUGUUGGAACUCUGGCCUAUGGACAAUCUUUUGGUCAAUUGGAAACCGAAAGCGAUAAAUUGGGUUUGGGCAAGAUGAUUCACGAGGGCUUCUAUGUAUUAUCCAAUGUUGGCCACUGGAUCGGGCAGAGCAGGAUCCUGCAAUCGCCGGCUUUUGGGAAAGUGCUGACCAUGAUGGGGGUUCCCAAUCCCUUCGACACGUUCAACAAUUGGACCAAGACAAUAAUCCAGGAACGUAGACAGAAUGCUGGAAAGCACGAACGCUACGAUAUGCUCCAGCAUUUUAUGGAGAUGAAGUCGACAACGGGCGGGCCUGCUACUGAUGUGGAUGUGCUGGGCGAAGCUGUGAAUAUCAUUGGCGCUGGAGCAGAUACCACAUCCAUUGCUAUGGGUACAUGUUUGUACUAUAUUGUCAGACAUCCAGAUGUCUACCAAAAGGUCCAAAAGGAGAUCGACGAGUACUAUGAGCAGAACAGUCUACAGCGAGCCAUCACUUACCAACAAACACAAGAACUGCCAUACUUCACAGCAGCGGCCAGGGAGGCGAUGCGCCUUAUUCCCAGCAUCACCUAUCAACUGCCAAGAGUUAUGCCUGAAGAGAUGGUGGUGGCGGGCCGAAGUAUUCCAGCUGGGACACACGUCGGUGUCAGUCCCAUCGCGGCGAAUCGUAACAAAUCGGUCUGGGGUCUCGACGCAAACGAGUUCAAGCCCUCGAGAUGGCUGGAGAGCGAGGAGAAAACCCGCUACCUCAACGCCAAUGACAUGACUUUUGGCGGACAUGGCGCAAGAAUGUGUAUCGGUCGUAAUCUGGCACUUGUUGAAGUGCACAAGUUCUUGGGACAGUUCCUUCGCGACUUUGAUGUUGCGUUUGAAGAUCCCGAGAAGCCGUGGCGACUUCAUUCGCAGUGGUUUGCGGUGCAGAGUGAUAUGCGGAUGAAAAUUACGGCGAGACGUGAUAAGACGGCAUGA
This is a messenger RNA of Ramularia collo-cygni, 1536 nucleotides long. Its product is annotated as related to pisatin demethylase. Bases 1 to 1536 code for a protein of 511 amino acids. Gene Ontology annotation, molecular function: monooxygenase activity; oxidoreductase activity, acting on paired donors, with incorporation or reduction of molecular oxygen; heme binding. The record is from RefSeq and is a predicted model, not a curated record. NCBI's taxonomy places the organism in Eukaryota, Fungi, Ascomycota, Dothideomycetes, Mycosphaerellales, Mycosphaerellaceae. The transcript has 3 exons.